AUGACUCAUCUGAGAAUUCAGCAAAAAGAAAAGAAGGUUUUAAAGAAUGCUCUCAAGGCAAUCAAAGAAUUUCCUUUUACCACGUUGUUGAACAGAAAGCAAUUCAAUUCUUUACGAGAACAAGUCCUUAUAUCUAUUAACAGUGAUCAAACCCUAAUAUUUGAAAGGAAUCUGCAAAAGAUUCAACCGCAUAAGAAGACAACUUUAAACUUUGUCAGUACCAUUAGAUCAAGGAUAAAAGAUAGUACUUUUUGCCGUUUCAAAAAAUCGGUUCAAAUUGACGUUCAAGCAUUUUGGAGACUAGCGAAAGAAUCUGGAAUUGAAGACUAUCCUAAAGGCUCCAAGAACGAGGAAAUGUCUAAUUUUUAUUACAAGCUUUUCGGUUUCUCUAUAAUUGGUUUUCGAACCAGAGAGAGUCUUUCUAAUGACAGAAAAGUAUUCAAAAACGUUGUAUAUUCUGAUGGCUAUUCAAUAUCAUUUCUAUCCUCGAGCCACAAAGAAAAGCAAUUCAAAUGCCACCCAAAAAAAAGCCUUCGGAUUUUCGGAAUCAAAUCGAAGAUGGAUGUCAAGUCUGGGCCUUGGACUAUGGGACAGUAG
Messenger RNA from Phycomyces blakesleeanus NRRL 1555(-), 597 nucleotides. RefSeq lists its product as hypothetical. NCBI's taxonomy places the organism in Eukaryota, Fungi, Mucoromycota, Mucoromycetes, Mucorales, Phycomycetaceae. The transcript is spliced from 4 exons. The coding region runs from base 1 to 597 and encodes 198 amino acids. The record is from RefSeq and is a predicted model, not a curated record.